AUGACAACGCAACAAUUUUAUGAUGAUGACGAGUUUGCCAACGUACCAAAAUCCCUCCUCCCAAUAAUAAAAUUCCUUUUUAAUCCUUUGAAUGACCCCAAACAUCAACAAGAGUCUUUUCUCUCAAAUCCUUUUGCCUUCUUCUCAUCGUUCUCAAAAAAGAAGAACACCGCAAAGCCAUAUGUUUCUUUCAAAGGAUUAAAUGAUGUACCAAUUGAGUUUCUUUUAAUGAUUUGCAAAAAUCUAGAGCCCACAGAUAUUUUUGCAUUGGCUGGUGUGAAUAAACAUCUCCGAACAAUAUUACUUGACAUUGAAAACAAACAAACACAAGAACUAUGGCGCAUCUCUCGCCUCGAGCAUUCUCCCUUUCUCGAUGUGCCCCUCCCAAAGGGCAUGACAGAACAAGAGUUUUUAACGCUUACUGCGCUUGAAAGAGGGUGUCAAUUUUGUGGAUUGAGGGUUUCUUGGGUGCGCAUCUAUUGGCAAUAUCGCGUCCGCGCGUGUACCGACUGUUAUCUGUGCCGUUUUGUCUCUAAUUCGUAUUUGAACAGGAGGCCUAAUGGAUUCUACAGGACAACUGAAUCACUCGAAGAAUUGAAACGACUCGAAAAUAAUGAUAAACGAAGACUUGAAUACAUAAUCAGUUAUAGAAAACAAAGACUUGGUGAAAUUAUAGACGAAUUAUCGGAGGAGGUUGUUCCCGAUAACAUGAGCAUAAAGAGCGGCUACAGUAGUUCCAGCGAUGCCACAUCUGAAGGUGUUUCGCUCAAGUAUGACCCAUUCAUUCUUCGCAAAUGUCCUUCGUAUUUGAAAGAGUGGAAAUAUCUUGAUCGCCCAUUUACAACAAGAGACGAAGUUAAAUUAAGAAGAAAACUUGACUACGAGUACCAAAUAUUAGAAAAGCAUUAUUCUUCAUCAUGA
Molecule: messenger RNA, 921 nt
Organism: Acaulospora morrowiae
Lineage: Eukaryota; Fungi; Glomeromycota; Glomeromycetes; Diversisporales; Acaulosporaceae
Source: the annotation of a GenBank genome assembly